Molecule: messenger RNA, 1770 nt
Organism: Syzygium oleosum
Lineage: Eukaryota; Viridiplantae; Streptophyta; Magnoliopsida; Myrtales; Myrtaceae
Exons: 3
Coding region: 251-1465 (404 amino acids)
Cellular component (GO): intracellular membrane-bounded organelle
Source: RefSeq, a predicted model, not a curated record
UGCUUUUGGUAACUGAAGCACAAGAGAGAGAGAGCAGUAGCUCAUUUUCGAGGCUUCAGAAAUUCAAACAUGGGCCUGCUUCAGGCCCAGGCUAUAAAUUGAAUCGGAGAAGACGAGCUCAAAGAAUGGUCGUCUUCAUCGUCUUCAACGCUGACCGCACCACCGUCCAGCAUCAACCCAUCGACUGGCAUUUCCUUCGAUCCUGCAAGUUGCCGGCGAAAUUCGCAUCGUCUACGCAAAUACACAUACGAUGUCAACAAAACCCUCGUCGCGAUUGAUCCAAGGCUUUCUGAGAUUGCAUCGCCACCACCACCAUCAGCUUCACCUACCGAAAUCGCCCCCUGCCAACGCUCAUUCCUCCUCCCACUUCGCUACUGCAGCCGUCGAUCCCGCCGCUCGCUCCUCGCCCCCUUCUUCUCUCUCUCGCUCGUUUCCUUUCUCCAAUUCGUCGAGCUCGGCCUCCGGCAGCGCGCGAAAUUCGUGCAAAUCUAGAGCAUUUAGUAACGUGGCCGCACCUGGGACGCUCGCUCCUUCGAGGUCGGCUCACGUUUCUCAGAGGACGGGCCAAGCUUUGCCGAAGAGUUUCUCGCCGGCGGAACUCGGUCGGUUGAGAUUGAAUUGUUAUGGGGUCCGGCAUUUCUCGUUCCAGAGCUCCGGGAAUGGGGGUUUUGCGAAGAAGGUUUUCGAGAAGCCGGCAAUGUCGGUUUCUACUACGCUGAGUAAAUACCGGGAGGCCAUUGGGUUGCAAGUAGAGUCGUUUUUGAGGAGCAAUUAUCUGUUCCUUGUGGGUGCCGGAGCCGUGAUGGUGUGCGCCUUGUUGUGGAGGAUCAUGUUUGGGAUUGCCAAUACUUUCGUCGGGAUCUCCGAGGGGAUGGCAAAGUACGGGUUCCUCGCCCUUUCCUCCGCUAUUGUCGCCUUUGCUGGCCUCUAUGUGCGUGCAAGAUUCACGAUUAAUCCAGAUAGAAUUUAUAGAAUGGCCAUGAGGAAGCUGAAUACACAUGCUGGAAUUCUCGAGGUAAUGGGGGCCCCUCUCACUGGAUCAGAUUUAAGAGCUUAUGUGAUGUCUGGUGGCGGUGUUACCUUCAAAAAGUUCAAACCCAGGCUCAGAAGCAAGCGGUGUUUUCUCUUAUUCCCUAUACGAGGUUCAGAAAGAAAGGGCCUAGUCAGCGUUGAAGUGAAAAAGAAAAAGGGCCAGCAUGAUGUUAAGUUGUUGGCCGUCGAUGUUCCAAUGUCAUCAGGACCUGACCAGCGGUUAUUUCUGAUUGGUGACGAAGAAGAAUACAAGGUUGGUGGUGGCUUAAUAUCUGAACUGAGAGAUCCGGUUCUAAAAGCAAUGGCGGCAACGAAGGAAUUUGAUGAUCUUGAUGAAAUUGAGGAAGAGGAGGAUGCUGAAAGAGAACUUCAGGAGGCAGAGAAGAAGCAUCGCGAAGAAAUGGAAAAGCUUGAAAAGGCUGGCCGAGAGUGAUUGUUCGUAAAGACUUUCUCGUUGAUUUAUACAGUAGGAUGGCACGGGAGGCCCGAGUCAUUGUAUCGCACAGGAGGCCUGAGGCAGUGUGGUCGCCUUUCAUGUGUUAUCUGAUGAGUUCUUUCAUUUCUUUUGAGUGGUGAAGCUAUCCGCGGGAAAUAAUCAUCUUAUCACUUCAACGUUCUCGCUUCUCUUGUAAGGUAUCAUUGGUUUGACCAAAAUGGAUAGGGAGAACUGAGAUACUGUUUCUUGAAACUGAAUUUUUCUGAAUCUCAAUUUUCAAACUUUUGUUGUGAUUUUCGUCA